AUGUCUGACAUUGAAAAAAAAAGAGCCAUUGAAGAAGAAACAGAAACAAAAGAAGUGUCUGUAAAGGAAACCAAUGAUCAUAGCAAGAAAAAAAGAAGAAGAAGAAAUUAUGAUGACUAUGAUGCAGAAAUUACUAAAGAAGAAAAAAAUAAAGAUAAUGAUCUCAAGAAGACUGGCGAUAAAGAAGUAGAUAUUGAUGACAUUGAAGACGAUGAUAAAUUGGAUGCAGUAUUAGCCAAAGAUCAAGAUGAAGAUGCAUUGGAAGAAAUCGAUACAAGUAAUAUCAUUACUGGUGGUAGAAGAACUAGAGGUAAGAUUGUUAAUUUCAAAGAGAUUGCUAAGAAAUUAGAUGAAGAAAAAAAGGAUUCUCAAAAGAAGGAUUCUUCAAAAGAUGAAGAUGAGGACGAAGAAGAAGAUGAAGAUUUCAAAGCAGAAUAA
This is a messenger RNA of Henningerozyma blattae CBS 6284, 438 nucleotides long. RefSeq names its product Chz1p (gene CHZ1). The transcript has a single exon. NCBI's taxonomy places the organism in Eukaryota, Fungi, Ascomycota, Saccharomycetes, Saccharomycetales, Saccharomycetaceae. The coding region runs from base 1 to 438 and encodes 145 amino acids. The record is from RefSeq and is a predicted model, not a curated record.